Molecule: messenger RNA, 4997 nt
Organism: Zootoca vivipara (common lizard)
Lineage: Eukaryota; Metazoa; Chordata; Lepidosauria; Squamata; Lacertidae
Gene: AQP4
Product: aquaporin 4
Biological process (GO): transmembrane transport; water transport
Cellular component (GO): plasma membrane; basolateral plasma membrane
Molecular function (GO): water channel activity
Source: RefSeq, a predicted model, not a curated record
GGGAAGGAAUGAGCGAUAGGAGCGCAUCCGGAGGCUGCUGGGGUAAGUGCAGACGUCUGUGUAAGUGUGAAGCCAUCAUGGUGGCAUUUAAAGGCAUCUGGACUCAGCCUUUCUGGAAAGCUGUUUCUGCAGAAUUUUUGGCCAUGCUAAUUUUCGUCCUCCUCAGCCUUGGCUCUACAAUCAACUGGGGUGGAACCGAAAAACCUCUGCCUGUCGACAUGGUCCUCAUUUCUCUCUGCUUUGGACUCAGCAUUGCAACAAUGGUGCAAUGCAUUGGACACAUCAGUGGUGGCCAUAUUAACCCUGCUGUGACUGUUGCAAUGGUCUGCACUCGGAAGAUCAGCCUUGCCAAAUCAGUCUUCUAUAUUGCAGCCCAAUGCCUGGGUGCCAUCGCAGGGGCAGGAAUUCUCUACCUUGUCACCCCCCGGAGUGUGGUAGGGGGCUUGGGAGUUACCAAGGUACAUGACGACCUUUCCGCUGGCCAUGGACUAGUGGUGGAGCUGAUAAUUACGUUCCAGCUGGUCCUUACUAUUUUCGCCAGCUGUGAUUCUAAGCGAAGUGAUGUCACCGGUUCAGUGGCACUGGCAAUUGGACUUUCAGUUUCGAUCGGACACCUGUUUGCUAUUAGCUACACAGGCUCCAGCAUGAACCCUGCUAGGUCAUUUGGACCUGCAGUUAUCAUGGGGAAAUGGGAAAACCACUGGAUAUAUUGGGUGGGACCAAUUAUAGGAGCAGUUCUUGCAGGCGCCCUUUAUGAAUAUGUCUACUGUCCUGAUGCUGAAUUCAAACAGCGGCUCAAAGAAGCGUUUACUAAAACAAGCCAGCAGUCCAAAGGGAAAUACAUAGAAGUCGAAGACACCAGGAGCCAGGUGGAGACGGAUGAUUUGCUUCUGAAGCCUGGAAUGGUCCACGUCAUUGACCUUGAGAGGGGUGAUGAUAAGAAGGGUAGAGACCCAACCAAUGAGGUGCUAUCAUCUGUAUGACUAGCAAGGAGCACUGAAAGCAGGGAACAGUCUACUAGCAGGCCCACAGAUAGCCUUCCACCCAUAAAAGAGACAGAUUUGUUGUAAAUUAGCCACCUGCGACAUCAUAAAAUUGUAGGAAAAUGGCAGCAGUGAAUUAGCUGUUUAAUCAGACCAGACUCCCAUUCUGUUGACAUGGUAGCAGCUAACUAUGUUGAGGGGUCCUCAUAGAUUAUUCCAAAUUCAUAAAUGUCCUUCUGGCAAUAGCCAUAAGGGAAUCCUUUUAUUCCCUCUCUGCUUUCUGAGUGAAUUUUGAAAGAGGCAUUGGUUUUAACGCAAGCAGUUAUGAGCAGGAAAUAGCAAUCUUCGUCAAUCAGAUUGACAGAUGAAACUUAUCAAAAGAUGCCUAUAGACACAGAAAGAAGUGUCUAUCAGAUUGUUCUUCUGACACUUAAUUGGCUGUUGUCAAUCCUGAUUAGAAUUUUAAUGACAAAGUCUAUGGCAGGUUCAGUGAAAGCAGAGCCAACAAGCAGGAUAUAACAAAUGCUUGCAAAAGCCUUAUUUCUUCUAGUCCUCCUGUUAUUUUUAAUCCUUCCAUGCUACAUUUGGGAGAAGACAUUUAAACAAAACAAAACAAAAAAACAAGAAUUGUCAUUUGCCAUUUUAUAUCUACUACAUAUUCAUACGUUUUAUACUUCCACAAAACAGGUCCUCUCCUUUUGACUCAUAAUCUUUAAAAUGUCUCCCACAUUGAGUUGUCCUUCCACAAAAAUGUUUUCAUGACAUACUAUUGCCAGAACUAUUGAAGACAUACAAUGAACAAAAUAAAUCCAUAUUAUACUCCAUCUUGUAAUGUGCGCAUUCCAGCCAAAGUUAAGCCCUAUGAAUUCCAGAUACUUUUACCAGGAGACAUUUAUACACAGCUUAACUUUCCCAGUGACAUCAGUGGGACUUAACAGUGUUUAACUUUGGGUGGAUCAUGUCAAAUUAAAAUAUGCAGGUAUAAAAAAAAAGUAGAAGGCUGUUCUGUUUUCAGUGCACUUAUUCAAACAAAUAAAAUGUUACUGUGCCAAUUUUAUAUAACUGAAAUGUUAAAAUUGUGUAACUAUUUUGCUCACAAUGUGAUUUUUUUUUUAAAAAAACAACAACGUAUAACAAGCAGGCUUUUCAUUAUUCUUUAAAAUACUGCUGGGAAAUGCUUUGGUGACUGAUGCUUUGCUUUGAAUACUCUGUCGCUAAAAAGAUUUGUUUUAGAGCUGCGUCAAACACAAUGCAUUUCCUAUAUAAAAAGCUCUAGGAAAAAUCCAGGCAAACUGCAUGUAGAUUUCCAUGUGUGACAGUUGCAGACAUGUCUGUUCCACUAUGAGCUCGCCCUCAGUGUACACAGGACAGAAAGCCAUUGUCAACAGAGAUGUGUGCAAUUGUUGCAUGAUCUCCAUCCAGUUAUAAUAUCAAUGAAACAGUUAAAUAGCAACUGUGAAUUUUCAAUGCAUCAAGAAGCCAGAGCAUGGAAUAGCUUGCAACUUUGUGUGAUGUUGUGCUGCUGAAUGGUGAGUUUGCCUUUUAUAAACUUAAAAUGCUUUUGGUCAAAAAGGAGUAACGUUUACACUUUCUCUGAAUGUAGCCAGAACUGAAUUUUGCUAUAGCUGAGGUUCUUUGUAUGGAUCUCAUCCAUUCCUAUUAAGGUUUUUGGUGGUGAAAUGUGGCGAAUGUACAGAACCACCCUGAGAACACCUGGUCUUGUAGAAAAAGGACAGCUAUACUAGUGGUGAAUAUUUCUAAGUACAUAGAUAAUCUUAUGCACAAGAAACACGACAUAAUAAAAGAAAUAUACACUUCUUCCUCCAUAGAAGCAACACCCAUCUAACAAAAUUGCCCAGUGUGAAGCACUGCACAAAAAAGGAAAGAACUGACAGUAUAGCAAAGCCAAAACAAAGAAAUCCAACUAGGGCUGUGAUCCCAAGCAAACCAGGUUACUUCCUAAGGAGUAAGCCUCAUUGGGUUUAGUGGAACUUCUGAGUAAAAAGACAUCAUAUUGUGCAGUAAAGGUCUGCCAAAGGGAGACCAUAUGAAGAAAGAUACUAAUGCCCCAAUGAGUGCUGAUGAUGGCUUCCCAUGGGCAUCUAAACAGUUCGGUGAGAAGAGGAUGUUGGACCACAUGGGUCAUUGGCCUGAUCCAGCAUACUCUUCUUUUGUUCUUAGAAAAUAAGCUACUGUGUCUUUUGUAAGCAUUGCAAGCCAUUUGAUGGUCAUAAGGUAGCGUACAAUUAAGUUUAAACGUGAAUAGAUGUGGCAAUGAAUCAUUACCACAAUCAAGAUGUCCAUGUGUUCCCAAUGCACAUCUAGAGCUGUUCCAUUCAUCUGUGGUGCAGCACCUCAGUGAACAGAAAGAGAUGUCACAGAACUCUCAAUGAAAAUGUCUAGGGAAGUUCUGUGGGCAACAUUAGAGCUCAUUACUCAAGAGCAAAUUACUGGUUCAAGAUCAAGUGUCUUGUGGUUUUGACGUAGAACGUCAAAACAAUACCUUUUUAGUCAAAUGUAAUAUAGAAUCCUGGAAGUAGAUACAGACUUUUCAUUUCACUAGUGAUGUGAACAUCACAAGUGUCCUUUGUUGUGUUUCUCAACGUGUUUUGCACUGGUGUAACAGUUACUCUUUGGUUAUACACUGAAGCUUCACUUCAUAAAUAUAUGACUCCUAAGCCUUUCCCUCCUAAGUCUUUUUGCUUUAAAUUUGUAUUUUGGUAAUGUUUCAUCAAUGCAUGUUUAUAAUUUACAUUUUGUUAACUCACUGACUGUGAUACACUUAGAGGUUAUUUCAGUGGCUUCUUAAGAUGUCUUACAAACUGAUAUAACAUGUGAAUCUUAUAUUUGAGAUAGUGUUGUUGUCAUGUUCUUGAUAGAAGCACUAGAUCAGGCAUCCCCAAACUGCAGCCCUCCAGAUGUUUUGGCCUACAACUCCCAUGAUCCCUAGCUAACAGGACCAGUGGUCAGGGAUGAUGGGAAUUGUAGUCCAAAACAUCUGGAGGGCCGAAGUUUGGGGGUGCCUGCACUAGAUGCAAGGCAAAUCAUUUAGAGACUGCUACAGCUUCACAUACGCUCAUCAACAGAAAGACCCAAUAGUUUAUCCCACUUUGCGUACCAUACUGGGCCAGGAUGAAGUCAUAGAAAUUAUUCUGAAAAAGAUGCCUUAUACUCACAGCUGCCUUUCUCCUAGCUUUUCUGCCUUAAAAUUAAAAAAUCUUCCAAAUAAUUUGAAAUUUGGAGACUGAAAGUACCCUAAGAACUUUGUUGUGUGUGAAGGAAAGAAUAAAUAAAUAAAUAUGUGUAUAGUGUACACACAGUUUCUAGUGUUGUACUGGCAGAAAGGGCAGCAUGAACAUCACCUUUGUGAUGUUCUUGUUUUUAUUUUUUGCUGUUCAUAUACAGCAAUUCCCUACAAAGUUAAUUGCGGUAAUCAUUUGCAUAUGUUUCAGUUGAAAUGUUUGGUACAAAAGGCAGCAAUUUUACUUGGAAUGUUAUCUGUUUGGAGGAAGCAUGCCAAUUUCCUUUGCUAGUUUUGGGAGCAUGUGGAUUAAACGGGGGAAGCAUUGUGAAUUCUGCUUCUCACUCGGGCCCCUCCACAACUGAAGAGUCAAAAGAAUCUUCAUCGUGAAUGUGGAAAGCUGUAAUAAAUAAAAUGAGAUGUCACAAAAUAUUUCAUUCUUAAAUCUCAGGUGCAUAUACAGAAUCCAAUUUAUAAAUGCCUAUUAAGAGCUGCAUGAAGGAUAAUCUAUCACUUGUAGGACCAAUGAUAAGGGCAAAACUAGUAAACAUACUAAACAUAUGGCUAUUAAAAAAUAUUACAAGUUCAUUCAACCUUAUCAGAACUGAUGUGAUAAUAGUAUUAUAAAUCAAAGUGUGUAACAUUUGGAAUAAUCUACUUAAGAUGUCCUGCUAUCAACAAUAGAGUUUUAUAUCUUGCUCCUCUUCUCCUGUAUUCUUUAUGGUUAUUCCUUGUAAAUAAACGAUUGUCUGUUUUGAUUCAUCCCUGCAUUU